AUGGGACAGGAUUCCAGACGUGCAAAUGAAGUGGAGAAAGAUAUAUGGAAACCCCCAAAAGAUGAUACUAUUAAAAUUAAUUUUGAUGCGUCCUUUAAUCAGCACACAGGGAGAUCAGUAUCAGGAAUUUUAGCGCGAAAUAAAGAUGGGUUAAUCAUGGCUGCAUGUACCUUUCCAUGGGAGAAUGUUCCAGACCCAGUUAUGGCGGAGGCAAUAGCGUGUCUACAAGCAGUCACUAUGGCAGAGGAAAUGGGCUUCCAAGACGUGGUGGAAGAAGACGCGUUGACUGUCAUACGUAAACUUAAAUCCCCUGAUGAUGACAUGUCGAACAUAAGUAGUUUAAUUAGAGAAAUAAAAGGGAGAACCGGUAGAUUCAAAAGUUUGAGCUACGAAUAUAUACCCAAGGAGGCUAACAACGCGGCUCAUGGAAUGGCGCGAGCAGGAAGACAAUACGAAAGCCCCCAAUACUAG
Gossypium arboreum is the source of this 471-nucleotide messenger RNA. RefSeq lists its product as uncharacterized. Bases 1 to 471 code for a protein of 156 amino acids. Lineage: Eukaryota; Viridiplantae; Streptophyta; Magnoliopsida; Malvales; Malvaceae. Gene Ontology annotation, molecular function: nucleic acid binding; RNA-DNA hybrid ribonuclease activity. The transcript has a single exon. The record is from RefSeq and is a predicted model, not a curated record.